GAUUCGACGCUAAUCCAUUGUAAUCCCCAUAGCAUCCGACCUCUUUCCAUUUCCGGUUGAUAAGUAGUAUUCUUACUAGGCAGUAGUGGUGUUAAUGUUUACAGAUUGAUAUAGUUUAAAAUGGAAAACGUGAGACUUCAGGGGUUUAAGACGUUUUUGACUGAACACUUCACCGCGCUGGCCGUGGAGGUGUUCAGUGAGGUUGAGAGCAUGAUGGAGGCUUGCUACGAAGAAAACAAACGACUGAGGAACAUGCUGCACAUGGUGCUGACCCCUGAAAUAAAGUUAACCAGGAUAGAUGCCAAUUUGUACAAAGAAGCACCCCAAAUUACCGGAAAGCAACCUUUGGAGCCAAACACAACGUCGAGCCUUGAAACAGCAGAGCCGUUGAAUAAAAGACCUAAAGAAGAAACGAUUGAAUAUGAAAUUAGCUGGGAGACAGAACAGCCACAGGUGCCAGCAGAAGUGGAAAACGCCUUUCCAGCUACCGUAAAAGAUGAUCCAGAAGAUGAAGAGGAAAAAGCAACCUGCAUCACAGAGAUACCCAGAGAAUUGCAGCACCAGGACUCUUCUGCCACGAUCCCAGCUUAUGACAAUGUAAGCAAACAUGAAGGCUGGUCAUCCCCGGGGGCAGAGGAUGCUGCACUUGCAUCAUUGCAAGUAAAUGAAGACAAGAUGGACGUCAAGCAGCAAAUAAAUCCUAAAACUACAAGUAAAAAUGAGUCAAAGUUCUCCCAACAGAAGACAAUACUACAAAUGCCAAGGAUGAUGCUCCACAAGUCUUUUACCCUUUCCCGAGUUGACCAACAGUCCUUUUUAGAAAGACUUUCUGAAGCGUUUAGUGAUUUCCCCGACGACCAGAAGCCGCUGAUAACCACAGUGGGCCUAAACCUUGACGGGGAAUGGACAAAGUGCGCUUUCGGUGAAGUCCCUAAAGGCUCCCCCAUUUCCUACCAAUGCCCACUGCCAUCCAGUCAGGAUUUCAAGCCUCAUUAUGAUGCCCCCCCUCAACCGUUGCUUCCCUUGUCCCGUCACACGCUGGAGACAGAGACUGUCAUUCCUACGCUCAGUGCUCAAGAGCAGACAUUCAUAAAUGCCAUGAAUGUUACCUGGGAGGAAGCGCACAGCCUGGAGGAAAGCACCCGAGGAAAUAAGGAGGCUGCAGAUCAGCAACUGAAGAUGCGUCUCACCGGCCGAUUUAGAGACAUCUGCAACCUGAAGCCAGGACGGAGCCACGCAGAACACCUCCUGUUCAAGAUUCAGAAAGGAAAGCCAGGGUGCAAGACUGCACAGAUCGACAUGGAAAUGAAGCCAGAAGCUCUUCGGGAAUACUGCCGGCAUUUGUGCGUCAACUGGUCGCCUUGCGGUUUGGUUGUCCACCCAGAUGCUCCGUGGUUGGGAGCGAUGCCUGAUGGGUUGGUGUACGACCCCAAAGAGAAGAGCAGCUUUGGGCUGGUGCACAUCCAGUUCCUCAAUGUCAAAAGCUUCAUAGAGUGUUCAUUUCUGACUUGUAAGAACGGAGCGCUGCUGGUAAAGAGAGCCCACCGCCAUUACUGGCACAUGCAAGGAGAGAUGCUGAUGACGGGCACGCCAUGGUGUGAUCUAGUGCUGUACACCAGGGAAGACAUGCUGGUCCAGCGGAUCUACCGCGAUGAGGCUUUCAUCAAACUGAUGAAAAAGAAGCUGGAAGAAUUUUUCUUCUAUUAUUAUCUGCCCAACCUGAUUUAAGUUUGAUGUGACAAAUUGAAUCUUAUGUUUGCAGCAUCUCAGGGCUUUUGUUGGAUUGAGGUUUUUCACUAUAGCUUCAAAGUAUAUCAAAUAAUCUGGCCCGAAUGGCAUUGGAAAUGUUAUUUCAUCACAUGUAAUUAAAAGCUUCGAGUCUAAAGCGAUAUUCACAGUAAGCUGUGGUUCGGCCAAAUCACAAGCAAGAUAUUUCUAUUCAGUAAAGCCGAUUUAGGAGGAGUAGCUCAAUUUUCUAAACAGAUAUCCGUAUAAUUUUGUUUUAGCAGUUCAUGUUCUGAGAAUGGCAUUGGAGAAGAAUAUUGGUUCCCUGGACUUGUUGGGGUUACUUGCUCUAGUAAACAUUUGAAAAGCUGUGGUGAGAAAUAAAAAUAUUGUACACAAUUCUCUGCAGGUGUUUUGUUACCAUGUUGUGCAUUAAUUUCACGAGCUGUAAUUCUACUACCACUGUUGUUUCGGGUAUUGGAUACUUUGUUUUUAACAGAUUAAAAAUUGUUGCUUUUUCAGACUGACCAUCCAGAGCUGUGGGGGUUGUAUUUCUUUUUUUCACUUUCAAAAGUUGCUCAAAUUCAGAAAAAAAUUAACAUUUGUUUAAUGGCUAAUUUGAAAGUUGGAUUGUUGAGAAUUAAAGUUGCUUUUAAAUCUUGUAUUAUUACUUAUCUGUCUAAUUGCUCAUUUUAUCAAGUUUCCUUUGCAGUCUAUGAGGUACGAAGUAGAUAUUUUUCUGGUAUAGAGCAUUGAAAAAUAUCUUAUGAAACAUGAUAAAUGUAUCCGUCAGUUUGCUUGUCUAUUAAUCCAUUGUACC
Gambusia affinis (western mosquitofish) is the source of this 2545-nucleotide messenger RNA. RefSeq lists its product as uncharacterized. The transcript has 4 exons. NCBI's taxonomy places the organism in Eukaryota, Metazoa, Chordata, Actinopteri, Cyprinodontiformes, Poeciliidae. The coding region runs from base 121 to 1728 and encodes 535 amino acids. The record is from RefSeq and is a predicted model, not a curated record.